Molecule: messenger RNA, 3613 nt
Organism: Glycine soja
Lineage: Eukaryota; Viridiplantae; Streptophyta; Magnoliopsida; Fabales; Fabaceae
Product: nitrate regulatory gene2 protein-like
Exons: 4
Coding region: 415-2943 (842 amino acids)
Source: RefSeq, a predicted model, not a curated record
AGCAUGAGAUGGUAGUAUAGGGAUCCGUUGGCAUUUGGCAAUGGCGGGUCUCCCCUUUCUCCUCUACUUUAAAUCCUGACUAUCAAUUUUUGUCUCAAACUACAAAAUACAGAUCCCCAACAUCACAAAUCUCAAUACCAGUUUCUCCUUAAUUUAAUAAUUAUAAAUCUCUCUCGAAUCUUCGCUGUUUCAGUUUCAGUCUCAGUCUCCCUCCCCUUCCAUGUACACUGACUCCUCACCCUUCACUUCACUCACUCUCACGCGCUUCCCUCAAUCAAUAAAUGCAGACCAGAACACUAAUUAAAUGAUAGAGAUAUAUAUUCAAAGCUUCUUCUUCUUCAUUAUGCGACGCUGAAGCAUGUUCUUCUCCGUCGUGGACACCCACCCCUCAUUCUCUGAUAUCGGGCCACUGACAUGGGCUGCAGCGGGUCCAAGGUGGAGGACUUCCCCGCGGUGGUUCUGUGCAGAGAGCGAAAGGCGUUCCUCAAAGCCGCAUCAGAGCAACGCUACGCUCUCGCCGCUGCACACGUGGCGUAUUUCCAUUCGCUGAGUGAAAUCGGCCACGCCCUUCACAAGUUCGCCGAACAAGACCUCACCACCACCACCGGUUCCUCCUCUCCGGUUCUCACAUUACCCUCGGAAACCAAAAGCAUCAACAAUAACAAACUCUCAUCCUCUUCCCCUUCUAUUUCUCACGCCGAUUCCCCCGACGGUUCUCACUUACCCUUAUCCUCUGGAUCCGAAUUAAGUUCUCCUUCACCUUCUCAUUCUCAUUCUUCUUCGCCUCACAUUCACGAUUCUCCAGAACCGGACCCGCCUCCAUACGGAUACUAUGAAAAUUACCAUUACGCUCACUACAUGAAGAGGUCUGUCCCUAAUGGAAAACCCAUGGUCUACGAAGAGCCCGAAAGACACGUGGCAACUAUUGGACAAUGGCCUGAUCCUUCUUACGGCUACGGCAACACCGGUUUCUACGGGUUUCCCGGUGGGAAUUACCCGUAUUACCCUCAACCUGGACCGUCAUCUUCUCCGCCGCGUCCUCCUCCGGCACCGCCGUCUCCUCCUCGCGUCUCCACCUGGGACUUCCUCAACUUUUUCGAUAACUUCGACAAUGGUUACCCGGGUUACCCGCCUCGGCUCGGGUCGAGUGCGAGCAGCCCCGAUUCGAAGGAAGUGAGGGAGAGGGAAGGGAUUCCGGAGUUAGAGGACGAAACGGAACACGAAACGAUGAAAGAGAAAGAGAAGGAGUUUGUUCCGUUGAAGAAGGAGAAGAAAAAGAUGGGAGAGGAGAAGGGUUUUGGUGUUGGAGUUAGGGAUUUCGGGGAGGGCCCUUCGAAUACCAAAACGGUGCCGUUGCAGCAGGUGAGUAGCAGCGAGGGGAGCUCCAAGACGGUGAGGUUUCACGACGGCAGCGAUAACGGCUCCGUCGAGAAAGAGAUCAACAGCAGCCCCGACACUGUUGCUUCCGAAGAGCGCGGUGCGAAGAAAGGGGUUAGUUUCGAGAUUGACGAAGCGACCGUUACGACGGUGGACGGUGACUCUUCCGUUUUGAGCAGCGCCACCACUUUGUCCGCACAUGGCACAAGGGAUCUCCGCGAGGUUGUUGAGGAGAUUCAGGGUGAGUUUGUGACGGCGUCGAAUUUCGGGAAAGAGGUUGCGUUGUUGCUCGAGGUUUGCAAACGGCCUUAUAGAUCUAGGGUUGCUGCACUUAGAGUUAUCUUUUCCAGAAUCCUGCAGAUGUUAGCACCUUCCAGGCUACCUUCAGAUCUUGUAUCUAUACAAUUUUCUUCUAGGGAAAUAAAAUUGGCGCAAGCAUACUGUGGUGGGGAACCUGGGAAAGACUUCAAGACAAAUCCAGAAAACCUUUCAUCCACAUUGGAGAAACUUUAUGCAUGGGAGAAGAAAUUGUAUAAGGAAGUUAAGGAUGAAGAGAGGUUACGAGCUAUUUAUGAGAAAAAGUUCAAGAGACUGAAAACAUUGGAUAAUCUAGGAGCUGAAUCUAGUAAAAUUGAUGCUACUAGGGCAUCAAUAAGGAAGCUGCAAACAAAAAUCAAUAUUUGCAUCAGAACUGCUGAAACUAUAAUGGGAAGAAUACAUAAAUUGAGGGAUAAUGAAUUGCAGCCUCAACUUGCAGCAUUGAUUAACGGAUUCAUAAGAAUGUGGAAAUUCAUGCUCAAAUGCCACCAGAAACAGUUCCAAGCUAUCAUGGAGAGUAAAAGUCAGUCUCUUAAGAUUAACGUGGGUCUGCAAGGAGAUGAAGGUUUGAAGGCCAUUGUAGAACUUGAAAAGGAGCUUUUGAAUUGGUGCAGUCAGUUCAACCAUUGGGUUAAGACUCAAAAAUCUUAUGUCAAGAAUUUGAAUGAGUGGCUCAUAAGGUGCCUUCCUAAUGAAGCUGAAGAAACAGCUGAUGGUAUUGCCCCUUUCUCUCCAAGUCAGCUUGAUGCCCCACCAGUUUUUAUAAUUUGCAAUGAUUGGAAUCAUGCAAUGAGUAGAAUAUCAGAAACUGGGGUGGCAGAGGCCAUGCAUGAAUUUGCUCUAAAACUACAUGAGUUAUGGGAAAAGCAAGAUGAAGCGCAACGCCAGAGAAUCAAAGCAGAGUAUCUUAGAAAGGACUUUGAGAAACAGCUUAGAACUUUGCACACAGAAAUGGGAGGCUCAGAACAUGACCAUGAUAAAGUUUUGGGAAAGAUUGCAUUGUCAAAGCUUGCUUCUGAUAGUGGUGUUUCACCACUAGAUGAUCUUAAAGUGGAUUUAGAUUCUAUGAAGAAGAAAUUGCAUGAAGAGAGGGUCAGGCAUAAAGAAGCCAUCAAACUUGUUCGUGAUGCAGCUAAUAAUAGUUUACAAGCUGGUUUGAUUCCCAUUUUCAAGACAUUAGAGAGUUUCACUUCAGAGGUGGUGAAAGCUCAUGAACAAGUCAGGCUUCAAAGUGCCGGGGACAAGUAGAUAUUCCAGCUAUUUGGUUUCUUUUGAGAUCAUGUGAUUGCAUUUACUAGUGUGGAUUAAUUGGGGGAGUCUAGAGAUUACAUGGAAGAUUUAGAACUAACCCACCAGUUUUGCAGCUAGAGUUAGUGUUAUUAUAUACGAAAGCACCUCUUGAAUUACCCUAUAGAGGUUUGCUCGGAACAUGUUUCAGCGAUGAAAGGUUUGGGCGCCUAAAAUGUCAGGAGUGGUCAUCGUGAAUUCAGCUCCGGUAACAUCCAAUCUAUAGUUAGGGGAAAAUUGUACAGACAAAAACAAAAAAACAAAAAAAUCAUUUAUUGGUUGAUUGGUUGUAACUUGUAGGUGGAUUGUAUAUGUUGCAUAUGCCUAGAAAAGGAGUGGGAUCUUAUCAAGAGGAAGCAAGGAAAUUUUGUAGAAGUUUCAAGAAUGAUCUGGUGAAUUUAAAAUGUUUUAUUUCUUGCAGUUUUGAUUCUUUGCUCUUCGCGGAUGUCCUGAUUCUGUUCGACUCCAUUGAAGCUAAAUGGCUGAUCCACCCAUUUAAGCCUCAAGAAGUCAUCUUCUGAUAAUGUAUUUUUGACACCGAUAGUUUUUUUUCUAGUGAUUUGAGUUGUUAGUGUUAAUUUUAAAUUGCUAAAAAAACGUAUAACAAUUGAUUUGAUCCUAUUUUCUCUCA